CUCUAAUUUACACAUUCACAAUCACUUGUAAAUUUCAAGCAAAAAUUUUUUUGGGUAAAAAAGUAGGAGAUUGCCAAAAGAUGACGAUGACUUUAAUAGAAAAUGAGUCAAAAAUAUAUAUAGUGAAUCAUUAAUAUUUAUUUUUAGUAAAUUAAAUUGUCGAUAUUAAUGGGAUGCUAACAACAAGGUUACAUUAGAAGCUUAUGUAAUAUUCAGAAGUUAAAUAUUCAGGCCUUCUCAAUUUAAAACAUAUUACUACGAUGUGAUACUACCAUAGCAACUGUCACGUGUUAGUUAAACAACGUGUCAGAGUUCAAGCAUUAGAGCUUAGUGAUAUGGAGAUAUUACAUAAAUUCAAACAAAAUGGUUAUUUUACAGCAGAUUUAUAUCACCUGCUCGCGAAGAAGAGGAUCUCAGAUCCGUCUGAGGAGAUCACACCUUCGGAAUAUGAAAAGGAGAUGAGAAUGAGCACAGCAGAGCGCUUAAAAAGCUUGAAUACGGUUAACGUUGAUAACAUUGUCUCUACAACGAAGAAUAGGAAAGCAGUUCUAUCAUUUACCCCCAAGCUGAUUGUCUUCCAGAAUUUUAAGCCAAACGAUAAUAUUGUCGCCAAAUUCUCAGUAAAAAACAUAAGCAAGAGUCCUGUUUAUUUGAACAUGGUGUAUAAGGAAUCGUCGUAUUUUUUUAUAAAACCUUGCGGGGGGCAGCUUUUGUCGCGCUUAGCGCCGGGGAUCAGCGUGUCCUUCGCUAUUACCUUCCAACCCGUGCAGUAUGAGGACUACACACAUAGAGUCACGUUUUAUACUGAUCUCGAUCAGUAUGUUCUGCCAAUUAUCGCUAUGGGUCCCCGUCCGGUGUUUAAUUUUCCAGAUGAAAUUGUUAUACCUAAAAUACCACUGAAGAUAGAAAAUCAUAUCAUAUUUCCUGUUCAUAAUGUUGGAAUGAUUCAUGCUGGAUUCACAUUAACAGCAAGAUGCCCUUUCUCUGUACAACCUAAAUCGGGAUAUCUUAAUCCUAACCAGAAAAUUGAUAUCACGGUCGGCUUUAAGAGUAUGCAUCUUGGUGAAAGAGUUGGGAUAAUGAAUGCAACAUUUGAAACGGGUGAGAAUUUUUGUAUUAAGUUAGUGGGAGUCACCCACACAGUGAAUAUACAGUUGGAGAAGGCAGUGGUCCGUUUUUUGGACACAUACAACACCAUGGUGCGACAACAAUCGUUUAAGAUUACGAACAAAUCCGAUCACAUCAUAAGCUAUAUGUGUAUGAAAAAUAGUUGCGUUAUAGGAGAUUUUGAAAAUAAAGUAAAGCUAGCAACGGUUUUCUACGACUUGAAGGAAAACGAAUCUAAAAAAUCCAAUAAGAUGGUGUACUAUGAUGUCCUUAGCAGCGAGGAACACGAACGAGUCUAUACGAGAGUUUUUUUCGAUGAAAUGCAGGCUCUUGUGGCUGACGAAUCUUUACAUUUUCAAGAUACACACUUUUCAAUAUCACCUAUAGAAGGUAAUUUGUGGCCAAAUAAAACGACGGAAUUGACUAUUACGUUUGCUCCAAAACAAAUAGGAGAAUUCGAGGCGAUCGUUUUUUUAGACAUAGAUGGUGUUGUUGAACGAGUACCUUUGAAAAUGGUCGGAACGUCCCUACCGCCACUCAUCAACUUGAAUUUGGAGACAUUGGACAUGGAUCGAGUUUAUAUUAAUAAAACUUACAAUUAUGAAAUCGUUGCUAUGAAUAAAGGUCACAUAAAUGGAGUGAUCGUAUAUAAAGAAUUACCACCAUUAUUCGGCAGUAUCAUUACAUGCACUCCGCAGAUGCACUGCAUGAGACCGGGCGACAUAGAGAAAUUUAUCAUUUCAUUUUGCAAUUCAAAUCAAGGGCCAUUUUUUGAAGAGAUAAAUUUUGCGAUCCGAGAAACAAAUGUCAUCCUAAAAGUUUAUUUAAAGGGUGUGGUUAUUUAUCCAUCAUUGAUGUUUAGCAUGCCUUGCCUUGAUUUUGGGAUGGUUAGUCUAGGUAUAUCAAAAACUUUGGAAGUAGAGGUGAUUAAUGAGUCCGUAGUCCAUGUGGACGCUAACGUGAAGAUAUCUUCUGAUGGGCCGGAGAUAAGCAGCAUAACCUUGAUUGACUAUUCCGUUGCUGAUAAACCAAAACCGAAAAUCCCCCAAUGGCCGCGAGAAUUUCACAUCGAACCUCAGAAGAUUCAUAUAUUACCAGAAUCCAGAGUAUCUAUUAAAGUAAAACUGACAGCAAACUUAAUACGUGCUAACCAGACGUCACUGGAGUUGGAACUUGAUAAAUCAGAUAGUCCACCUAUAGUUUUGCCAGUAACAUUCAACGCUAUGGUACCUAUCAUUACCCCUGUGCCGGAUAUUAAACUCCGAGCCUGUUUCCUAGAUUUCCCUUACAAACAAGAGAUUCAUGUCUUCUGCAGCGAUUUUUGGGGAUACUUUUCUUUAGUGGAACCUGAGAUUGAAUCGACGUUAGAAGUGGAUGUAGAUGUCAAGGAAGGAAUUAUAAAACCAAAUAGUGUUUUAAUACUACCCGUCACUAUAAAAACUAGUGUCCUGGGGGUCCAGGAGUAUUCGAUUAAACUAAGUCUCUUCGGUUUGUCUAAACCAGUUGAAAUAUGUCAUAUAACUGGUUGUGGAGUGAGACCCAUAGUGACUUGCAAUCCCAUGGCUCUACACUGGGGGCAGGUUAAGCUGUUGUCAAAGACUCAUAAGACCCUCGUACUAUGCAACGAUUCACCUGUCAUUGUUAACUUUAAAGUGUCUUUGUUAAAUCGAGAUGGAAGAUGGCAUAUUUACCCAACAGAAGGUCAUAUAUUACCAGAAUCGGAAUCUGAACUAUCUGUUAGUUUAUAUUUGAUUGACGCUGACAGUUAUACGAACAAAGCUGUAAUACAGCUGGAAAAAGUAAAAGAUAUAUUGGUUCCAUUAUCUGCUACUGGAAUAGGAACCAGCAUUUUGGUUGGCGAACUACGGGAUAGAGUUAUUUUGGGUCGGCAUUUUACUAAAAUACCACUCCAAUGUAAAGUAAUAAUGGAGAAUUGCGGAACUCGCAUGCAUGCCCUGGAGUGGAGCGAACAUUACAAAGCGCCUAAAACAAAGCAAAACACAACGGGGUUCUUUAAUUUAGAACCGAGGGUGUUUAAAAUGGCAGCGGGAGAAAAAUUAGAAUUGAAUAUAACGGGACUUUCCUACAAGACCACAACGGUAAAAGAAAUGUGGUACUUGGUCGGAAGUGUGGAGGGAAUAAAUAAAAAAGAGUUGUUACUUGAGUGUCAAAUUGUGGCGGAAUUCGUAGACCCUAAAAUAGAGGUGUCCUCUUCUUCCAUAGAAUUUCAAUAUGACUAUGGACCAUAUAGCGAGUAUUACAAAUUGACAGAUCUGGUUACAAUUAAAAAUGUUUCCAAGUUACCACUCGAUUUCGAAAUAAAUGUCAAACCACCGUUUGCUAUAAUUCAAAAGACUAGUUCGUAUAAAAUACUGCCUGCCGAAGAAAACUUGUGCGGGUGUAUAUGGUACAGGGAAUCUGACCUCAAUAUAAACAAUAUUAUUAACGAAAAUGGACAGCAAUCAAAAGUGUUUAUAGAUUACUUGACUUUGAAACCCGUUAAUCCCCUGAGAAAAGGUCCACUGCAUUUUUUCCAAGAUAUCAAUAAGAUAAAAGGGGCUUUUAAUCUUACACAUUUAGUUGAAGAAAGAUUGGAAGAUCAAGAUAUUAUGAAAAUACAAAUUUUAUUCGACACCACUAAACAUACGUCACUGAAAUCCAGAGUUUAUUGUGAUUUAAUGCGUUUGAAAUUCAAGGGACAUAAAAAUAAGGAUGCAAUCAAACUUGUUGGAAAAAUAAACUUCCCGAAUAUAUUUGUUUUAUCUCCACGAGUUGAUUUCCAGUACGUUUUGAAUGGACGUAUCGAGAGUAGAACUAUAAAAAUUCAAAAUACAACACCUCUUAUGGUGUGCUAUAGGUUCAAUUGGAAGAAAUGUACAAUAAGUCACAUAGUGCCGGACGAGGGGUUAAAAGAGGAGUUAGAUAGUAAAAUCACUCUGUAUCACCAAGAAUCAACAACAGAAACUACACAGUAUAGUGGCGCCGAGGAAUUGCAUGAAAUACUGCCUUGCCGAACCGCUGCUGAAGCUUUGUUUAUUGAUGAUGAACUGGAUCAAAGUCAUGCUCAAGAUGUAAUAUUAUCAUAUAAACAAGAAGUAAAAGCUACUCAUACGACAAGUUCACAGAGUCUGACAGCAGAGGAUCCUGAAUUAAUUAAUUAUAAAAUAAUGCAAAAAAUAGCCCCCAUGUUGGACAUGGAAUGUGAUGGUGAAUUUGAAUGGUCAUACAAAUUUUUAAAACUGAAUAGAAAGCAAAACGUGUCGAUAAACGAUUUAUUCUACUUAAUCCCCUUUUCCGGAUUAUUAAAACCUAAUGAAGUUCAAAAUGUUAACAUUAUGUUCAGGCCCAAAACUGAUAUUAGCGUCAGAGCUACAUUAGAGUGCGAGGUUUUGGGAGGGCCUCCAGAAACAAUAAUAGUCACUGGUCAAAGUUCAAAUUUACUAUACAAAAUAAACACACAGCGAAUAAAUUUUAAAAUACGUUCAUUUCACGAGAAUGCAACGGAACAGCUGUUGAUUUCAAACAUAUCCCAACUACCCUUUGAAUAUACAACUUAUCUUAACGAACCUGAAUUCGAAAAUGAUUUGCCUGGAAGAAUUCUCAAUUUAAUUCCAUGUCAGAAAGUUUUGGAACCGGAAGAGCAAAUAGAAAUGAAAGUUGAAAUGCGACCUGGCGUUAUGGGUUACUUUCAGACUAAAUUCCUUCUAGAGAUUGGACAUCUUCCUUUGUUGCACAUAGAGGUGUUCGGAUGGGGUGUUAUUCCACAAGUUUAUUUUUGUCUACCAAGGCCGGACAUAUUUAAACUUGACGAACAAGUCGGAUACCACGCAAUUCCAAAGCUAACAACAGAAUAUUUACAAGCUGUUAGCGAAAUAUUUGCCGUUGGCACAUCUGAGCAUUUAAAUUCUCCAUUGACGGAAAAAUGCUUUGAAGAUCCCACUUUACAACAUGAUUGGCAUAUAUGUUCUUCUUGGGAUCUCUAUCCUUCGAUAAUGGAUAUUGAAUUAGCUAUAGAAAGACAGUUGAUAAUUGAUCACAUAAAAUUACGACCAGACAUAUUGACAUCGUAUUUUACAACAGGAAAAAUGGGACCUAUUCCAGGCUUCCUUACAGUUCCAUAUGUUAUCGAUUUUGGUGUUGUUAUAACGGGAAGUACUAUACAAUGCUCAGUUGAGAUAAUAAACUAUGGUCCAAUUGUAUCAAAGUUACACUUUGCUAAAGGCACUAACAUACCGACUUGGUUGAGUUUGAAAUUGUGUGGAAAAUUGAAUCCAGGUGAAAAAGGGAAACUCGAGGUUUCUUUUGCACCGACUUCAACAGAUUUUACCGAACUCGAACAGAACGUGGAAACGUCGUUUAAUAUAGAGGUUCCGUGCGGAGUCAUAAUACCUAUACAUAUAACAGCGCUCUGUGCUGUACCGUAUUUAGUUUCAAAUAUUAAAGAAAUUGAUUUCGGAUCCGUCAGAUGCGGUGACAAAAUAACAUGCUCAAUUCCUCUUAAAAACAUUGGGAAACCAGCUUGCAUUUGGUUCGUUACGUUGAAAUUAAGAUCUCCAGGUUCGAGUCCCAUGACAAUAUUGGACAGUUCAGGAAAAUAUGAACCAGGCGAAGGAGGCUGGCUGAGUGUUGCUUUUAAGCCUACUAUUGAAAUGGUGUAUGAGGGUCUGCUAAUAUUUAAAUAUCAUAUGAAUCCAAAUAGAAUGACGAUACCCAUAACUGGUAAAGGGAUUAUGCCUCAAGUACAUAUCAUCGGUCCAAAUGUAGCGUUUCCACCAACUCUGCCCUGGUCGGAAACUUCGGAUAUUUAUUUCGGACUUACAAAUCCAUGCCCGUUUCCGGUUGAAUUAAUUAUAGCACAUAGCGAUAAAAUGUGGCAGCAAGAGGAGGAAAUUUAUCAACUUUUAUACAAAUAUUAUAACAAACCUGAUGAAAUGUUAGUUCCUUCUAUAGAACCCGGCACAGGGUUUCCAUUUGAAGUAACAAAUUUUUAUACAAAGUUCAAAGAAACGGUUAAAAGGUAUCAGGAUGAAGAGAUUCAAGGUGCAAAAGUCACAACAUCACGCUCAGUUGCAUCUUCAAAAAAACUCAAAAGUCCUAAAAAUCCAACUAAAUCUUCGUCUGUAAAAGAAUCUACUUCUGUUAAGAAAGUUAGAAAUGAAGCAGAGAUAAUAUCAGAUGUCAUCAAGGAAUUUAAGGAGAAGAAUAUGGAUCCAUUAAAAGAGAGCCUCUGUGUAUAUGAUACUGUUUCAACAGAAACCGGAACCGAAAAAUAUUCCAACGGGAUAUUAAUUUUUGUUCAUGGAUCCCCUUGUGAAGGCAAUUUAAUUAAAAUAUAUGUGAAUCCGAUAUUAUUUGCUGCAUUAAUUAUCGCAUCCUUAAAAAUUUCAACAGAAGUCCAAUGUCAGGAAAUGGCGUAUUCUCUUGGAAAAGCUCUUCAAUUACCUACAAUCAACAUUGAUUUGUGUAUCGUAGAAGCUUUAUGUGUCUGUACGUGUCCAGCAAAAAUAUUAAUCACCAGUGCAAUUGAGGAAAUGUAUGCUAUUUACCGAAAAGGUGCGUCAAACAAAACCGGCUCUGAAGAAGAUGAAAAUGUUGAUGAAAUUUCAUCUGAGGAAGUUGAGGACAAGUUUGACAUUAUGUUGAAAAAGAUUGAGUAUUUGGCGAUUAAUAAAAAUGUAGGCACACCAAAAUCUAAACUUGGUGAUAAGAAGAAGAAAAAGUCUCCUACAUCUUCAGUAGCAUCACAAUCAGCCCUUGGAGCGAUAGGUUCAACGACUAUGUUUCAAAUGGAUUUGAUGCUAGAACUCCUAACGGAAUUUUUCAAAUUGCCCAAAUUUGACCGAGGCUUCAUUGUGGAUACCUUGACGAGCGAAAUCUUAAAAAAUCCUCCCCUAGCACUAUCAACAAUUAUUAAAGCAAAACACACAAUAUGGAACGUUCAUUUGGUUCUGUGUCAAUCCGAUUUCAAUAAAUGGGUCCAGUCUUACGAGGAAGCUCAGCGAGAAAUAGAUCAGAUAGACGAGAACACACCCAAAGAAUACGACGAAACUGAAAUAGCAAACAUCAUUGAAUCUUUUGAAGCGAUGGAAAGCGAAGAAUACGAGAACGCCGACCCGGAAUUAAAAGCAAUUUAUAUAAGUUAUGGCUUAGAGAAUAGACGUAAAAAUCAUUUAGAAAAAGUUGGGUACAGAAAAGAUUCUGUUGCAAAAUUGAAGAGUGCGAAAGAUCACAGUAAGUCAAUACUGGUUAUCGAGAAAUCUGAGUCCAAGAAAAAAAUUAAGAAAGAGGAAAUGAAAGCAAAACCUACUAGUGAAUACUUGAUAAUGAACACAAAAUACAACGAAUAUUUAAAGAAUACUUUCGAAAACUUGAUUAAUAUAGCGAAUAACUGGGUAUUCGAAGAGGAAGAUGUUGGUUUUCCUUUGUACGGAUUUAAUGGACAAGUAAUAAAUGCCGCACAGAAAAAGGCUAAGAAAAAGUCUGAUGUACAAAUCCAAAUGUCAGAAGUGAGUUUUUCUGAACGAGGUUUUCCAUUGACAAUAAUAACGUGUCCAUGUCUUCGCUAUAAAAAAGUUUUAGUACAUAAGUUUGCAACAUCAACCCUUAUUCAAGAAGCCUUAAGGGAAGAAGAGAAGUAUGACGUACUUAAGUGUCCUAUUGACAAAAAGUCUUAUACAGUACUCCUUCCUAAAACGUUUCCCAGUAUAAAUCACGAAGAACCUUUGGAAUGGAAAUAUUUGGACGAACCUCCUAUAAAAAAAUGUGAAUGUAAUCAAUUAAAUGACUUAAACCUGUUGGACGAUACUAGUCAAGAUAAUGUUUUGAAUAUACUUAGCAAAUGGAACUGCACAUGUGGUAAAAAGGUAACAUCUUCCCAAACUUCUACCAGUGAAAUACCAGUUGCCUCUCUCGAAAAAGUUAUGGGGAAUGAAAGUGAAACUGAAGUCACAUACCCCUUACCAUUACGUACUGUGAAGUCAUUGACGGAUAUCAAUACUAGAAUCGUUUUACAUCCCGGAGAUCUAGUAAGAUGCAAGUAUUCCUUUAGUCCUAAAGUUGAAGGAAACUUCAGUGUCAAAAGAUUCGUGGAAGUCAGUGGCUGGCCUGAAUCGCGGGUAGACAUAAACGUGUCUGGGAUAUGUGACCUACCGAGAUUAGAUAGUCGCCCUAAGAAAAUGUUUGAAAACUUCGUAAGAAGAACGCUGGAAGAUCAAGUUUAUAAAGUUACUUAUUUGGACGAUCAGAAACUCUUUGAAUUUGGACCAAUAUUUGUAGGAAUGAACAGGAUUUAUGAAGAAAAGUAUACCAUCGACAUCAGAAACUCUUCUUUGAUAACGACGGACAUCGAAGUAGAAUUUCUAGAAGAAACAUCAGUUUUCAUAAUUGAUAAAACUACGCUGAUACUGGAGCCUGGCUGUAGAGGUAAACUAGAGGUAUCUGCAGCGCCAACAGAAGUGGGAGUGCAUACCAGUGUGUUGAUGUUCUGCGUCAAAGACAAUCCCGAAAUCGUGACUGUUACAGUAGCUUGUAGAGGAGUUGUACCUAUCGUUGAAAUUCUUCCAUUGACGAAAAUGAUAGAAUAUGGAAAACAUUUACUCUAUCGACGUGAAGACGACAGGUUUAUAGUGAAAAAUGAUUCUAUCUUGCCUAUAAAAUGGCAAAUACGAAAUGCGUCGGAAUUUGUAGAGGAUUUUAUAAUAUCUGAAUCAUCAGGCGUAGUGUUACGUCAUGACAACCAAGUUGUGCCCGUGACAUACAUUGCUUGCAGGGUUGGAGUUGUAUCAAAUAAGGCAUUGACAAUCGAUAUAUACGAUGCAGAGGGUCGUGGAGAGCCAAUGUUAACAGAUGUUUUAUUCUUAUCUGCGGAGUGUUACGACGUUAUGGUAGAUUGUGCGUAUGAAAAUCCCAGCGAAAAUUUUUUGAACUACGGAAACGUCAAAGUGAAUUCAACAGUUUAUCGAGAAAUGUAUUUACUAAAUCGUGGAAAAUACAAUGUUUAUUACAAGCUUAAAAAGGUAAAGAAUUUUCCUGAACCCUCGUUGCUCCGAUCUUUUGAAGCGAUUCAAGAGUGUGGAGUUGUGCCACCGACAUUAAAAUUAGUUAUCAUAGAGUUUGAAUGUACGCCCACAACUUCCAUGAAUUUGGUCAACGUUCCGGCUUAUAUUUGCUCUAUUUUAGAUGGUAGUAAAAACCAGGUGGUUGUAGCAAAGUUUCCCGUGUGCAUAUCAAUUGCUUCAUUUUAUAAUACUUUCACAUUAUUCCCUUUGGGGGAGCUAAAUUUUCAUAUUAUUGCUGUUGGGAGCGGUGUCAUGCGGGAUGUCAUUUUAAACAAUACGAGUAAAUGCCCUGUAACCUAUGAAAUAGUCUUACCUCCGAAGUAUCAACCGCAUCCUGAAGACCCACAACCUCAGAUGAAAUUGAAAGACAAUAAGUUGAAAAACCCUCCAUUAAAAUGUGGAAACUUUCUUAUUCUAAACGAUGACAAUCUACUGGCUCCUGGUACGAGUAGGACGCUUCAAAUUCAAUUCCUUGCUACCGCUGCGAAGACCUUUGAAGAGACGAUACAUUUUAUAAUCAGCGACACUUGUCCUGCCGAAGCUCAAGGUGUUCCGUUGAAACUAGUUGGAACCGGAGCAAUGCCGACGCUUGAUUUCUGGAACUUAGAAACGACGUUUCGCGAACACCUCAUUGUUAAAAACUUGUCUGACUAUAAAGUGCAUGAGUCAUCACCUCAUUGCGUAUUUGUUGAAGAUUCUGUCACACUGCACUUUUUCGCCGUUAAUGUAAAUUCGAGCUAUGUUGCAAUUGUCGACCUUUACAAUAGCGGACUCGUGGCUUGUGCAUUAACAAUGAAGCUGCACUAUCAGUCUAAUACAGAACAUAGUAUAUUUUCACUGGACAAGUACCAGACUCAUAUAGAACCAUUGUUACAUAAAAACCUGGGCAUUAUUUUUAGCCCAAAAGCUCUUGAGGAAUACAGAGCUGUUUUAGAGAUAAGACUUAAAUUGCUUCAGAAUCAAGAGCAAUCUUUUAAGAUUUGUUUAAUCGGUGAAGGUGUUAUACCAAGAAUAUUUUUAAUAUCUCCGCCUUUGAAACAUCAAAGGAUUGCUCUAUUACAUUUUCCCGUUACCUGUUUGGGGUCAAUGACAAGUAAAAAGAUUCGUUUUAAAAAUGUCAGCUCAGUACAAACCAUAGUAGUCGCUGAAGUUCAAUUUUCAAAGAAAGAAGAGCGACCAGUUUUCUGGCUCACCUCAGCUAGCGACAGUGAACAUAUGAUUAUUUAUGGCAAUAAUGAUGACAUGAAUAUAGUAAUGAAAUUGAUGCUUAAGCCAAACGAAAUAGCCACGCUUUAUGUUUAUUAUAAUCCUAUCAGGAGAGGAAGAAUUUCAUGUGACGUAAAAUUAACGAUCGUCGAAAAUCCAUACGAACAUUUUACGGUACUCUGCGAAGCCGAGGCGUUUAUGGAGGAUGUAAUUUUGACCGGUUUAGAAAUGCUGUUCAUGGAUAUCGAUCUGGAUGUAUUCAAAGGAUCCGGUGAAGGAACUUUAUCGACGGUGUCAACGCUCGAUAGUAGAAAGAAAAGUAAAAGUGCAACUAUAGAGAGAAGGAAAUCUAGAGCGUCAGAAAUAAAAAAGAGUAAGAGGAUAUCUCAGGCCUCGGUAAAAAUGAGCGAUACAACCAGUAGCGCUGAGCAUUCCAUUCUCAAAUACAUUUUAAAUUUUGGCGGCUGCGAGCUAGCUGUGAUGCACAGAAGAACAGUGAUAAUGGUUAAUAAUUCAGAAAAGGUAUACAGAUUUAAGUGGGGUGAAUUGGAAAAUAUUGUUGUUAAGCCAUCGGUCGGAUACAUUUCGCCCGCAGAGGAAAAGGAUAUAGAAAUAGUUUUUUUCUCUAUACAACCUAUCGUCAUAAAGAAGGAAUUAUUGUAUUUGACAUUGACGGCUAUAAGUGACGACUUUUUAACACUUGAUAUGAAAGCCACGACUUGGGAUAACAGACAAACUGUUACGAUUUUUGAUCACAACACAAAUGCAGAUCUCAACCAGAGAUUUGAGACGCCCUUGGAUGAACUUGUAAAUCAAAAUACGGAACCCUCUGCUGACGUGAUACAAAUGAUUAUCGUGCUAUCAGCAUUGACCGAGUACACAAAAUAUACGUGUAAUUUAAAAGCAGAAAAACGUUUGGAUGAUACUUUCAUUUAUCAGACGAGAAGUUUUAACUUUAAAGUUCAUAAUAUCGGAAAGGUGCCCAUGAAAUUAGUAUGGAACUUUAUAAUAGAUGAUAAUUAUCCAGCGCGGAUAGAUAAAUAUGUACCCAGAGAAGAAAAUGAAAGUGCUAACGAAGAAGCCGGAGAAAAUGAUGAGCGGAAACCAGCUGAACAAAUUGUGAACAAAAAUGAUAAUCCGAGUAAAAUUACCUUAUUCAGCGAUAGCACGGGAAGGGAAAGUGUUGAUACGUGGUUCGAAGCCGACUUACCUUUCGUCAUAAAACCAGAGAGAGAAUGUCUCAAACCUAAUGAAAGUCGAGAGUUCAAAGUUACCUUCGCACCGCUAGAGGCAUUCCUUUUUAAUGUCCGACUUAAAAGUUCAAUAGAUAAUUUGGAUCCCUACGAUCAAAAUAUAUCAUGCAAGAUCCGAGCCAAGUCCUUAAUACCUUAUGUACAUCUUAAUAUCGAGGAGAGUGAUUAUAUAACGUCCGGCAGAAGGAAAAAAACUGGUGUGGCGCUGCCCCCUCACAUUAAUGUACUUGAAUUUAACGUGCUCGGUUCCGGUUGUUACAAAAAAGCUUUCAAUAUAAUAAAUCCUACAUGCGAAGGUUACGAGUUCAUAUUCGAAAUGGUGAUGUCUGACAAGCCUGAUCUGAUUCCUAUGCAUUGCAACAUGCUGAAAGGUUACGUUGAAGGAGGUACCAGUACGGAAGUCGUGUUUACCUUCUCACCAACAGCACCUGGGACAUACGAGUCCCAAUGGAAAUUCAUAAUACCAGUUCAUUCGUUGGUUAUGAAUCUCCUGGUGGUGGGAAUCGUCCACGAGCCAGACGUCAUGUUUGUACCAACUAUUCUUAUCAUAAGGAACUCUUUGGUUGGAUUUACGACGACGCAUACGGUAGUUUUAAAAAAUACAGAAAAUGAAAGUUUGAAUUACGAAUUCAAAGGAAACUCGCUAUGUAACGAAUCGGGUAAAACACCAGUCGUUGUGGAACCAGAAGUAGGUGUAUUGAGACCUAGAUCGGAAACUCCUGUUAAAAUAAUCUACACUCCAAUUCAAGACGGACCACUCUCCUUCAAAAUAUUUUGCAGUGUGACGUACUUAACUAAACUUAUAACAUUGUGUGUGAACGCUCUGAGUUACUCUAUAAAGCCGAAGGUCACGUAUUAUUUGAUUGGGAACGAUCACAUUCUGCAAAGUGAUGCAAUCACUAAUAUUCACUUGGAUCAGACCGCUUCGACAUACGAGAGAACUAUCCCCUUCACAAUAAAGAAUGAUGGGUCUGCGACGUUCUUUUUCGACUGGCGUUACAACACCAGCGGCGUGAGGAAAUACCUCAACAUGUAUGUGGAGCCGAGCAGCGGCCACGUGACGCCGGCCGCGGAGGUCGACUGUAUUCUUCACUUUACCCUCAAAAAAGUACCCGUCCAGUCAUUCCCUGUUAAGCUUUUUAUUCCUGAUGGUCCCGAGUACAUGAUAUACCUUCACGCAGAAAUUAAAAAACCUUCAUAUAGUUUUUCGUGUAUGGAAUAUGAUUUUGGUCGAUGUAUCGUCAAUGCUCCAGAUUCAACUUAUAAGAAAAAUUUAGGUGUUUAUAACAAUGACAGCGAACCUAUUACUGUUGAUCUAAAUUUCUCCAACGUCCCUGAACUGUUUGUGAGCUACAAUCGUGAGAGUAGUAUUGAACCCAAAAAUCGUUUGAAAAUAUCAGUAUUCUUCCGCCCUAAGCAAGUUAAGGAGUAUGAAUUCAAAUUGCAAUUUUGGGUGAAUUCAUUAUGCGAAGAAAUCGUAACGAUCAAAGGCGAAGGAAUUCCUCUUCUAUUCGAUCUUUAUGAAGGAUGUCAAAAGAGUUUUGAUUUAGGACCAGUUAAAGUAGGUGAAAAAAUUAUAAGACAGAUAGAAGUCAUGAAUCAUAGUAAGGUACCCAUUGAGGCCAGUUAUAUAUUUAGGGUCAUGCACCCAAAUGUCGAAGACACUACGAAGUCAGAAGGUACCAGUGUUUGUCUUGUACCCAGCGGUACCACUCUCCAAGCUGACGCUGGACCGUCUAGGGGCCAUAUGUUGCAACAGUAUAAACAUGACAAGAUCCAAGAGCAGAUAACUAUGGAUGUACAGAAUUCUUUAGCUUCUCUGAAAGUGAUACCCACAAAGUGUUUAAUAAAACCGUACAUGAAAGUGCCGUUAAAAAUUAUGUUUAAGCCAGUUGGGAUGAUAAGCGACCUCAACGUCCAGCUAAACAUGAAAGUAUUCGAGUUCGAGCGUCCUCUAGUGCGUCUGAGCGGAAGCGCCACUGGUAUGUCGCUGUGCUUCAGUCAGAAUUCACUGCAAUUCGGUCGCGUGCGCAAGCGCGGCUGUAAGAUACUCAAGGUCAUGCUGUUCAAUAAAGGCGACUUUGGGGCCAGAUUUUGGUGGCAGCCGUUAAUAUCAAACGAGUUCUUGAUAUCUCCUAUGCAUGGGAACAUAUCAGCACACACCAAUGUCACUUUUACAAUAACAUUUCGACCUGUCAAUCAUAAUCCUUUUAUUAAAGUUUGGGCAUCCUGUAAUAUUGAAAAUUAUAAACCGUUGGAGUUGGCUCUGUAUGCCACGUGUGUGGACACUGGCAACGUUCAAAUGAAAACUUUGUAUUUCGAAUGUCCGGUCAGAGAAAUCGACACACAGUACGUUGUUGUCACAAAUCCUUCGGAUGAUAUGUGGCUGGUUUUGUCGGAAGUGUCGGGUGGGCCUUUUGAAACGUUGAAGGAAUUUAAUGUAGAGCCGAAUUCAACUAUGGAUAUUCCAAUAUAUUUUAAACCAAAAACGGUUGGCAAACAUGAGAGCCAAGUGUUGUUCUCUCCACUGGGCGAGAGCGCGCUGUUUAUAACGCUGGUGGCCGCAGCAACGCAUCCUAAUCCUAACGGCAAUGUAAACAUCACAGUGUCGGCAAAAGAACUACACACUGAGCACCUGCUGGUGUAUAACAUUACAGAGUUUCCAGAAACAUACCUUGUUUCUACUGAAUUUGUCAAAAUAAGUCCGGACAAGUUUGAUGGUUAUUACGAAAUCAAACAUCCAGAAACAAUAAAAGUAUGGGGAGAAGCGUCUGCAACUUGUCGUUGGACAUUCGUGUGCUACGAGGAAUGUGAAAUUAUAGCAAAAGUAAUGUUCGUCAACGAGGACAGCCGUGAGUAUCAGUUCUACAACGUUGUUGUCUCCGUCACAGAGAGCAAAAUUGUGGACACGUUGACAUUUGUGUCCGCCGCGAGGGAGUCUAUGCGGAAAGAGCUCGUACUCAUAAAUCCACUGAGUGAAGAUGCCAAUUUUUCCAUAAGAUGUGACCACCUCGAAUGUCCAGACACGUUGCUUAUUACCAGAAAUUCGGAGGCAACACUCGUGAUGGUCUACUCGCCUCUUGUCGUGGGACAGGUCGAGGAUGUUUUGGAAGUUAGCAAUCCUUUGGUGGGGUCUUAUAUAUAUAAAGUGAUCCUUAAAUGUCUGCCUGCUAAGGUGAAGAACUUGGAGUUUACAACGUCUCUCGGCUCGUCUAUUCCUCUACGAUUACGAGUUCAAAAUAAGACUGACGUGAGAACUGAUUUCAUCGCAACGGUAUCCCAUCCGUCAAUAAUAACUGAAAAAGAUUACGAAUUGGGACCAUUUGAAAAGGGUAAAUUUCAGACUUGGUUCGAACCGACAGUACUUGGUGUUCAGAAUUGCAAAGUUUCCUUUAAUUCUCCUGUGGCGGGGGAAUUUGUCUUUAACAUCAAGGGCAAAGCUUUAGAGCCCAAACCACAAGGUCCGUUUGAAAUAAAAUCAGGUGGAUCGGUUGUGAUUACAUUUAAAAAUGUCUUCGAAGACGUAAGAAUGUUUAAGAUCUACGUCGAUCGCGAGGAGUUCUACGUCAGAACGCUUUAUGAACCUGUGAAAUCUAAAACUGAACUAAGUAUACCUGUCUUUUUCAACCCUGGGACGUCACGAACUUCGACGUCAACUCUCACCGGCUGUCUGACUGUGGAGACCUAUGAUCCCCCGGAGCCUCGGGUUCAAUGGACAUACUUUCUCGAGGGAAUCCUUUAGUUUUACUAUUUAUACAUAUUUAAUUUAGAGAAUUUUACUUUUUUUUUAGAAAAAGAAAAUUAAAUAAAACCAUUGUCGCAUA
Molecule: messenger RNA, 15447 nt
Organism: Danaus plexippus (monarch butterfly)
Lineage: Eukaryota; Metazoa; Arthropoda; Insecta; Lepidoptera; Nymphalidae
Product: hydrocephalus-inducing protein homolog
Exons: 80
Coding region: 336-15365 (5009 amino acids)
Biological process (GO): cilium movement; axonemal central apparatus assembly
Cellular component (GO): axoneme
Source: RefSeq, a predicted model, not a curated record